Molecule: messenger RNA, 1468 nt
Organism: Aphis gossypii (cotton aphid)
Lineage: Eukaryota; Metazoa; Arthropoda; Insecta; Hemiptera; Aphididae
Gene: trus
Product: programmed cell death protein 2-like
Exons: 6
Coding region: 373-1425 (350 amino acids)
Cellular component (GO): cytoplasm
Source: RefSeq, a predicted model, not a curated record
UAUUAUCAAUGGUAAACGUAAAAUGUGAUUUGAAUGUGGAUACUGAAUAAUGAAUAUUAGUAUUAGGUAUCUACCAUCUACGUGAUGAUCUCUCUGAAGUUUUUUUAACAAUUCCGGAUUCUCGUUUCUUUGAUAUUUAAAGAGUAAUUUAUUAUACUUGACCACGAUCUACGAUUAAAGAUGACAGUUUUGAGUUGAGUGUUAUCUGCAUUCGUUUCAAUACAUAAAUCUUCAUAAAGACAUCCAUAUUUUAGUUUUCAAUGAAAAUAUCUUAUGUCAAUAUUUUUAUUUUUCGAGGGAUUUCGGAUACAACACACAUCUUUAAUCAGACUGGUGUAAUUUCAUAAUUGAUAACUGACAAAAAAAAAAAAAAUGCCAAAGGUAUCUCAAAAAGUCUUACUAGGUUUUGUGGACGAACGUAUUGUGAAUGAAAGCUGUUCUGAUGAUGCAUAUACAAUAAAUAAAAUAGGAGGGUUGCCUGAUACACUAAAUCAAAAUUUUUCACCAAAGUGUCCACUAUGUAAUCACCAAAUACCUUUACUCAUUCAAAUAUAUGCCCCUGUUAUAAAUUCUAUUUAUCAUAGAACAUUAUAUAUACACGCUUGUAUAAGCCCAGGGUGUUGGAACAAGUCUCAGAGUUGGAUAUGUUUGAGACGGCAAUGGGUUGCAGCCGACCAUUAUGAAGAUAAGCAAUCUACGACUUUUAUAGAAUGGUGUGAUGAUGCUGACAACUGGGGUGAAGAACCAGAGGCUGAAGAGAAUCAUAACAUUACUGUUAAAAGUCAAGCGAUUGAAAAUUGUACUUCUGCAAGUGCCGAGUUAGAAAAUUCUGAUGCUGAUGAUAAUGUAGUUGCUGAACCGAUUGAUAUACCAAAUACAAAUUGUCUUCAAUUACUAGAUAGUAGAAAAGAAAUACCUCUAGAUCACUAUGAUAUGAAUAUAUAUUUUGAGCCGUAUUAUAUAUCAGUAGCUUAUGAAGAACUGUCAGAUACAGUAAAAGAGCAUGCUAAUAACUUAUUACACGACUAUAAAAAUAAUCAAAUAAUAACCGAAGAAAAGAAUGAAGGCUAUGAAAAAAGUUUACCAGCCCAUGGUGAUAAGUAUUUUGAAACAUUAGCAUCAACAAUAAGAAAAAAUCCUGGUCAAAUCUUACGGUAUUGCCGUACUGAAGGUAAACCAUUAUUUUUGUAUGAAGAUAGUGAACCAAAUAAAUGUACCAACUGCCAAGGUAAAUUAUUAUUUGAGUUACAAAUUCUUCCAUCAUUAAUUACAUAUUUGAAACUAAUAUGUGGAGAAGAACAUCAUGGUAGUGGACACUUGGAAUUUGGAACAGCUUUAAUAUACACUUGUGAAAAUAAUUGCUGGAAUGAAGGUGAUACUUAUAAGUAUGAAUGUGUUAUGGUUCAAGAAGAAAAACUAUUUUAGAUGUUUAUAUUUAUCUAUUAAAACAUUUAAACAAUCAAUAAAA